Vitis riparia (riverbank grape) is the source of this 1140-nucleotide messenger RNA. RefSeq names its product probable acylpyruvase FAHD1, mitochondrial. Lineage: Eukaryota; Viridiplantae; Streptophyta; Magnoliopsida; Vitales; Vitaceae. The transcript has 7 exons. Bases 173 to 853 code for a protein of 226 amino acids. Gene Ontology annotation, molecular function: acetylpyruvate hydrolase activity. Gene Ontology annotation, cellular component: mitochondrion. The record is from RefSeq and is a predicted model, not a curated record.
AAGAAAAAAAGAAAAAACGUAAAAAGAAGUUACAUCGUGAAGGCAAAUCUGGGGAAGAUUUGACCAUCAAUUAGACUCUGAUUGAGAAAAAAGUGCCAAACUCCUUCAAGAGAAGUUUAAUGCCCUAAACCAGAAAGUGAUCGUUUUGACAGAGAAUAGUGAUUUGGAGGUGAUGGCGACGGCAUCUUCUGCUUACCUGAAGCUCCUGCAAAUGGGCACUAAGAUCGUUGCCGUCGGCAGAAACUAUGCUGCUCAUGCCAAAGAGCUCGGCAACGCCGUUCCCAAGGAGCCGGUGUUGUUCCUGAAGCCGACCUCGUCCUACUUGGAAAAUGGAGGGACGAUCCAGGUUCCACAUCCCUUGGAAUCACUUCAUCAUGAAGUGGAAUUGGCGGUUGUGAUUGGGCAGAAAGCUCGUGAUGUUCCUGAGUCUGCUGCCAUGGAUUAUGUUGGAGGUUAUGCAGUUGCACUGGAUAUGACUGCAAGAGAAAUCCAAGCUUCUGCAAAGUCUGCAGGUUUGCCAUGGACUGUAUCUAAGGGACAGGAUACUUUCACACCAAUCAGUUCUGUUCUGCCCACAUCAAUGGUGUCAGACCCUGACAACUUGGAACUCUGGUUAAAGGUGGAUGGAGAAAUAAGGCAGAAAGGCUCAACAAAAGAUAUGAUUUUUAAGAUCCCAUUUCUCAUUAGCCACAUAAGUUCUAUCAUGACACUUCUUGAAGGAGAUGUCAUACUUACAGGCACUCCACCAGGUGUUGGCCCUGUAAAAGUAGGUCAGAAGAUAACAGCUGGCAUAACUGACCUCCUGGACGUUCACUUCAAUGUUGAAAAGCGUCAAAGGCCAGAAAGUUGUUAAGCUGCCCAAAUCAGCCCUGCUGUGGUGAUUGCCAUUGAUAGUUCCUGCGGUACAUGUCCUUCAACUCAAGAAAAGGGUUGACUCAUAUUUCUUGGUAUAUCCUUUAUUUAAAAUGGAUUAUUUUGUUGGGCUUGAUUUGGGCAACAAUAAAGGAAAAGCCUUGUAAGGCUGGAUUAUUCCCCACUAAAUUAGUACAUCAUGAACUUCUCUUUUCGGAUACAUGAUGUCAGACUCUGAAAAGUUAAAAAUUUUCAAGAUUAUUACAUGGGGAAUUGCAUUUAAGCACA